GGCACGCGGCAGGUCUCGCGAGAGGUGCAGGCAGGAUGGAGCCGCAGCGCGUGCCCACCGGGAUCGGCGGGCUCCUCAUGCGCACGGACUGGACGGAGCCGUGGCUCCUGGGCCUGGCGGCCUUCCACGGCCUCUGCCUGCUGCUCACCUGCCUCUCCUUCCGCCGCUACCGGCUGCAGGUCGGACAUUUCCUCGGCCUCGUUGCUUUAGUGUUUUGCGCAGAGUAUAUCAACGAACUGGCUGCUAUGAACUGGAGGUCGUUUUCUAAAUACCAGUAUUUUGAUUCAAGAGGAAUGUUUAUUUCCAUAGUUUUCUCAGCACCACUGUUGUUGAAUGCUAUGAUCAUUGUGAUCAUUUGGGUGCAUAAGACAUUGGCAGUAAUGACUGAGCUGAAGACGUUACAACAGAAAAGAAAAGCCGACAGAGAAAAGAGAAGGAAAACAGACUGAUGUAGAAAUAGUAUUUGCUCUGGGGUUUGGGGUUGGCUUUUUUAACCUUUUCGCCUGUAACCAAAACUUCCAACGUCUGUGAAAUGCGCUGUUCCAGCUUUACUGGUGCUUUCCUAAAAGACGAUUUUUGGGUUGAUGGUCUGCCCUGUGCAGAUUUGAAGCCAAAAUACUUGAAGGAAUAUGUGAAUGCAAAAUGAAGUAUGUUUCGUUCAACUCACAACUUGGUCUCUAUGAUGCACGUUCGAAGAGUUGUUUAGGGAGACCAAGUUUCAAUUAGUAAUCUCUUGUUUCUGACUUGCUGUAGUUUGAGUCGUAGCCGAGUGCCGUAAUUGUGAAUGAUUUUGGUUCUGCCGGGCAUUAAUUUCACGGGCUUUCUAUCUAUUAAGUGUUGAAUAUCGUCGAAUUUUGGAUAAAUGUUUUGGGAGA
Tachyglossus aculeatus (Australian echidna) is the source of this 875-nucleotide messenger RNA. RefSeq names its product transmembrane protein 18 (gene TMEM18). The transcript is spliced from 5 exons. Bases 36 to 449 code for a protein of 137 amino acids. Gene Ontology annotation, cellular component: nuclear membrane. Lineage: Eukaryota; Metazoa; Chordata; Mammalia; Monotremata; Tachyglossidae. The record is from RefSeq and is a predicted model, not a curated record.